Molecule: messenger RNA, 1184 nt
Organism: Dermacentor albipictus
Lineage: Eukaryota; Metazoa; Arthropoda; Arachnida; Ixodida; Ixodidae
Source: RefSeq, a predicted model, not a curated record
AGUGCUUGGAGGAAGUGCGCUUCCUUUUCGAAGUUCUCGGCCUUCCGAUCUUGGAACCCACACCCCAAGUGCUUCUCAAGGAAGUGGCUAAGCACAUUUUGGACACGGACAAUGCUGUCGGGAAUGCAGCGCUGAAUUGCAUCGUGCAGGCCUACUUCUGCGAGGAGGAGAGGGUGUUCGAGUACGUUGGCCAGCUUUCGGACGAGGCUAAGCCAUUAUUGGAAGAACGCAUCAAGGGGGCGUCACGCACCUGCCACAUGAUGGCGUUGCCACCUGAGGAAUCCCCGCCCGUCAAGAACCUGACACCACCACGACAGCAGUCGGCUGUGUUUGCAUCUGCCACGAUGAUGAAGCCAGAGCCUGAGCCAAAGGAAGUGGUGCACAGACGUCCCAAGAGGGGCACUCAGUCAGGGGCACGUCCGCGGUCGCUGUCCCUAACUGUCAGCUCGGACUCGGAACGUAUGCUGGAGCAAGCGGCCUUGGCACCAUCCAAAGUCGCAGGCCUUCAGGGGGUGGAUGCUGAUGCCAUAUUGGCUGAGCCAUCUGUCGCCCCACAGGAGUGGGACCUGGUCCGCCUCGACGUGUCGCGCCCCAGCCUGGAGCUGGAGCGAGGCCGAGAACCGGAGCGUCCCCGGGAACAGGCCCGUUCUCUGGACCCACGGCGGAAGCCGGAACGUGCCCUGGAGGCGGAGUGGGUCCUGAAUACGGAACGGACUCCCGAACGGCCCCUGGAACGGGAGCGUCCUCUGCGCUGACCACCCGGAGUGGACGAAGCCUGGACGAGUUCCUCAGUGCCCGAGCGCGGCUGAGGGGACGGUGACGUGGCACCGGCCAUCUUGGCGCGCUCACUGCGAAGACGACGCACGAUGUAUGGGAUCUUGAACCUUUGAGCACAGUUCUUAUUAGGCGUGAGAUGCUGGCCACCACAGAGUUUACACUUGGGGGUACACUGAUGCUGCUCGUCGGGACUAGGGGCACCACAGCCACGGCAAAUAGCGUCACCUGGAUUUGGACACACGUCGGCGCAAUUACCGAGGCGGCCGAACGUGUAGGUAAUGCAUAGGUAAUAUAGGUAAUAUGCAAGAUAAUUAGGUCACAAUUAUUACAGAGAAAACAUUAGUACAUAUUAGGAGAACAUAAGGCAACUGCAAGAAAAACACCAACAAACAUCGAAAACUGUAAAA